Molecule: messenger RNA, 2403 nt
Organism: Nematolebias whitei (Rio pearlfish)
Lineage: Eukaryota; Metazoa; Chordata; Actinopteri; Cyprinodontiformes; Rivulidae
Product: volume-regulated anion channel subunit LRRC8D
Exons: 5
Coding region: 1-2403 (800 amino acids)
Molecular function (GO): protein binding
Source: RefSeq, a predicted model, not a curated record
AUGAACAGACAGAGGAAGCACCUGGAGGUUUCACAUGUGGAGUCGGACAGUGAAUUCAACGGAGAAGAGUCGGCUUGGAACCGUCAAUCUGUCUCUCAGGUGUGCUACCAGGCUUUGCCUCUGUGUUCUCGCUUCUUCCCCUAUGUGGCCUUGCUGCAGUCUUUGGUGCUGGUGGCCAGUGGUUCCUUCUGGCUGCACUUCCCGCCAACAUCUUCCCGCAUAGAACAGUUCCUGUCCAUCUUAGCCAAAUGCUGUGAGUCUCCCUGGACAUCGCAGGCCCUGACUCAUGCUGUCAGACAGGAAAACCUCCAAGGGGUUAGGAGUCCUCCCCCACCUUCAGGUUCCUCCUCACCCCGACUUACCUGCUCACAAUGUUCAACCCUAGACUCAGGCACAGACCGCCCACUGAUUAAAAGAUCAACAGCUCCACCAUCACCUUGCCCCUCUACUCUCUCAUGUAACUCCACCAUGUCUUAUUUAUCUCUUGGCUCUGAAGUUAGUGUUUGUCCUCCCAAGGCCUUGGCGAUGGUGAACAGAUCCAGGCAGGUCAUGAAUCUGGAUAAAAGUGACGGGGAACAGGCCAGAGCACUGUUUGAAAGAGUACGGAAAUUUCGGUCUCACUGUGAAAGCUCAGUUGUGAUUUAUAAGGUCUACUUGACUCAAACAAUUUCCAAACUGCUGUUGGCAGUUCUGAUCCUGAGUUACACAGUCCCUUUCCUCAGCUCCCUCUCCUUUAACCACAUUUGUCACCUUGAGGAUGACACCUUCGUUGGCUACGCAACCUUUGAGUGCAUCCAUGUGCUGUCAUCACUCAUGCACAAACUGCUACUGGCCUACCUGACCCUCUUGGGGCUGUUUGGACUUCUCAACUUCUACACACUCAGUUGGAUUUUUCACAGCUCUCUUCAGCAUUAUUCCUUUCACAAGAAAGAAAAGAAGUCUGAGUCCUUAAGAGAUGUCCCAGACCUGACGAAUGACUUGGCCUUUCUUAUGCACAUAUUGGACCAGUACAACCCCUUACUGGCCCAGCGUCUCUCCGUUUUUUUGUCCCCGGUGAGUGAGAACAGGUUGCUGGAGGAGAGCUUUGAGAGGCGUUGGGGGGAGGAAAAACUGCGUGCCAUGACAAAUGUGGAUGCAGAUGGCUGCUCCAGACUGCAGCUGGUGGCCCUUCCUCGCCUUCCUUCAGCUGUUUUUACGCUCACCCAGCUGCGGGUCCUCAAACUGGAGUUCAUUGCUGAUGCCAGGUUUACUGCACAAAUGCACAACAUGACUUCACUCAGGGAGCUCCACUUCUACCACUGCUCUCCAUCUGUGGAUUCCAGAGCUCUAGCAGUCCUACAGGAACGUCUGGAGGUCCUUCAGCUCACCUUCACUCAACCAUCGCAAAUCCCCAACUGGGUCUUCUCCCUUCACAGUCUGCGUGAGCUGCACCUCUCCGGUCGUUUGAACAGUGAGGGUGGCGUGGGUCGCGGCUGGGCCCUGGGGAGCCUGCGUCGACUUGGUAAUCUUCGUGUUUUGGUGAUUCGAGGCUUGUUACAGCGGAUCCCUGCGGAGUUGUGUGAGGUGGCUGGCAGUUUGUUGACACUAGAGAUCCAUAACGAGGGCACAAGGUUACUUGUGCUGACAGGCCUGAAGCGCAUGGUCCACCUGACAGAGCUGCAGCUGCAGGACUGCCAGCUGGAGCGUUUGCCCUCAGCUCUGCUAGCUCUCACCAGCUUGCGGACUCUCAACUUGCAGCAUAACAACUUGAGAACACUAGAAGAGCUGCUUAGUCUGGUUGACUUGCGCCAUCUUUCUUGCCUUAAACUUGCCUAUAAUCAUGUUCUAGCGCUGCCAAACAGCGUUGGUGUUCUUCGAGGCCUAGAAAUUCUGGAUCUGUCCACCAACCAGCUCAAGAGUCUUCCACCAGCGCUCUUUACUCUUCGUCGUCUUCGUAGGCUCCUGCUGGCUGGUAACCUGCUUGUUGAGCUGUCCUCUGAGGUAAAGGCGUUGCAGAUGCUGACAGAACUGGACCUCAGUGGGAACAGGUUAGAGACCCUCCCCUCUGAUCUCUUUAGUAGCUGCUUACAGCUGCAGGUCCUAAAUGUGGCUCGCAACUCUCUUGGUUCAUUGCCCUGUGGGAUCGCAGCUUUAAGUCGCCUUUGCAGGUUGGAUUUACGCAGCAAUAGUCUGGAUGAGCUGCCUGCUGAGCUGGGCUGCUGUCUGGGGCUAUGUGGAGGAGGACUGCUGGUUGAAAACUGGCUAUUUCUUUCCUUACCUCCCCACGUCAGAGAUUUCCUGAGCCAGUCCUACACUACCAGUGGUACUCGUGCAGAGGCUCGCUCCCGGCCAGAGUCGGACAGUUUCCCAUAUUUCUCUCCUACACAGUGGCGUUUCUCUUCAGCUCCAGAAUCACAAAUAUAA